Molecule: messenger RNA, 1189 nt
Organism: Monomorium pharaonis (pharaoh ant)
Lineage: Eukaryota; Metazoa; Arthropoda; Insecta; Hymenoptera; Formicidae
Exons: 2
Coding region: 27-953 (308 amino acids)
Molecular function (GO): catalytic activity
Source: RefSeq, a predicted model, not a curated record
UAAUAUAUACAAACGCGCAAAGUUUAAUGGCACAUAAGGACGACAUACAGCAUCAGAUUAUGAAGAAAUUAAAUUCGGCAGUUAUUGCAUUGUCGGAGUCGAGACUGAUUGCGGAAAUUGAAGACAGUGAAAUAAGUGUACCGGGAUACAGUGUGGUUAGAUGCGACGCGGAAAAUAGAAAUACAGGGGGAGUUGCUCUGUAUGUAAGAGACGAUAUCAAGUAUGAAAUAGUAGUAUUGAAAAAAUUAGAAAGGAUUGUGUGGUGCGUUGCAAUAAAAGUAAAAGAGAAAUUGUUUAAAGGAGUGUUGAUGGUAAUAUAUCACUCACCGAGUGCGUCACAUGGAGAGUUUAUAGGAUUCUUAGAGAAGAUAAUAGAAGAAUUAACGAUAAAAGAAAAAUGUAUAAUAUUAGGAGACUUUAAUAUAGAUUGUAUGACAGACUCUUAUUAUACAAAUAAACUACUAACGACUAUGCAAAGUCUAGGUAUGAAGCAAUAUGUGGAUAAACCAACGAGAGUUACCGAAAAUAGUAAAACAAUUAUAGAUCUAGUUUUUGCGAAUAAAGAUAUAAAUGUAGAAGUCAAGUACAAACCUAAGAUAACGGAUCAUGAGUGGAUAAAAGUCGUGAUAAAUACGAACAAGAUUGUAAAUAAAUAUAAAGAAUUUAGUGGCAGGGAUUAUAGUAGAUAUAAUGCGGAUGAGUUUAUUAAGCUAGUGGAGAGUAAUUUAGAAAAAGGAUAUGAUUUAGAUAUUAAUGAGUUAGAUAUUAAUGUAAGGGCAAAGAAUUUAAUUAAUAGUAUUGUACAUGCGCUAGGCAUCUCAGCACCUAAAAAAAUUUUUAGAAUAUUGAAAAUAUGGGAAAAAAAAUGGUAUUCAAAGGAAAUAGAAGAGCUAGCGACUAGAAGAGAUGAGGCUUAUAGAAAAGCACUGUACGAUAGCACGAAACAAAACUGACAACAAUUUAAAAUAGAAAGAAAUGCAGUAGUUAAUUUAAUUAGAACAAAGAAAAAAGAAUAUUAUGAAAACGUGAUUGAUUAUAAUAGUAACAAUCCCACAACUAUGUGGAAAUCAUUAAAAGAAAUUAUUAGAGGAGAACCAAUAGGCGCGAAAGUUGUAGGAAAAAUAGAUUUUGAAAUAUUAGACAAUAAUAUAGAGUGUGAUAUAGCUGAUACAUUUAACUUAUAUUAUAU